Molecule: messenger RNA, 737 nt
Organism: Carlito syrichta (Philippine tarsier)
Lineage: Eukaryota; Metazoa; Chordata; Mammalia; Primates; Tarsiidae
Gene: SURF2
Product: surfeit 2
Exons: 5
Source: RefSeq, a predicted model, not a curated record
CGUGUCCUGCAGGUGAAGUGCGCCCUGACGGGCCACGAGCUGCCCUGCCGCCUGCCCGAGCUCCAGGUCUACACCCGCGGCAAGAAGUACCAGCGGCUGGUCCGCGCCUCGCCCGCCUUCGACUACGCCGAAUUCGAGCCGCACGUCGUGCCCAGCACAAAGAACCCGCACCAGUUGUUCUGCAAACUUACCUUGCGGCACAUCAACAAGUCCCCAGAGCACGUGCUGAGACAUACCCAGGGCCGGCGGUACCAGAGAGCUCUACAGAAAUAUGAAGAGUGUCAGAAGCAAGGGGUGGAGUACAUCCCUGCCUGCCUACUGCACCGGAAGAGGAAGAGGGAGGACCUGGUAGAUGGGGUCAGGCCUCGCGCAAGGGAAGCCUUCUGGGAGCCCACGUCCAGCGACGAGGGGGGAUCUGCGAGCGAUGACAGCAUGACAGACCUGUACCCACCUGAGCUGUUCACCAGAAAGCAUGAAAAAGGCGGGGCUGAGAACAGGGACAGCACCGAUGACUUCUUGACAGAUGAAGAGGGCCAGAAGCCAGGGCCCCCAGGAGAAGAGGGCCCUGGGGACAGGAAGGAGGCAGCAGCAGACCAGGUGCUGGUCCGGAGGCGCAGGAAGAAGCAGCUGGGAUCGUUGAAAAAGAAGUUCAAGAGUCAUCACCGCAAACCGAAGAGCUUCAGUGCCUUUAAACAGUCAGGGUAAUAAAAGAUGCUGAGAAAGCACAUUUUGACCAC